This is a messenger RNA of Ascochyta rabiei, 1710 nucleotides long. Its product is annotated as Long-chain base-1-phosphate phosphatase. The record is from RefSeq and is a predicted model, not a curated record. NCBI's taxonomy places the organism in Eukaryota, Fungi, Ascomycota, Dothideomycetes, Pleosporales, Didymellaceae. Gene Ontology annotation, cellular component: endoplasmic reticulum membrane. Gene Ontology annotation, molecular function: sphingosine-1-phosphate phosphatase activity. The coding region runs from base 1 to 1710 and encodes 569 amino acids. The transcript is spliced from 4 exons.
AUGAGUCUCCCGCAUGAUGCGCCUGCGAGCGUGAGAGCCGAGCCGCGGCUCGCUGCACCGUCCACGCCGGCGCACAAGGAGAAGCGGCUGGACGCUGGGAACCGACACCACGACCACUAUGCUCGACGACUGCCCGCCUGGCGCAAUGCCCUGCGCCAGCGCCUCAUACCCAUCGUCCGCUGGGAGACGCCGUGGCUCGCCUGGAUGCAAGCCAACACCCGCACGCCCGCCCUCGACACCUACUUCGCCUACACCGCCAACCUGGGCACCCACACCUUCUUCAUGGUCUUCCUGCCAAUCCAGUUCUGGUGCGGCUAUACAAGCCUGGGCCGAGCCACCGUCUUCAUGCUCGCCGCGGGAAUCUACUGGAGCGGCUUCCUGAAAGACAUGCUAUGUCUGCCUCGCCCUCUGUCGCCGCCCCUUGCCCGUAUCUCCAUGUCCGGCUCGGCUGCGCUCGAGUACGGCUUCCCCUCCUCGCAUUCAACAAACGCCGUCUCCGUCACCUUCUACGCCAUAUACAUGCUGCGCCAAGCAGACGAGUACAACUCGUGGGUCAGCGCCGCUCUCCACGCCCUCUUCUACCUCUACGCCCUCUCCAUCAUCGUGGGCCGGUUGUACUGCGGCAUGCAUGGCUUUCUCGACGUCCUGGUCGGGAGUAUGCUUGGCGCUGUCAUCACCGUCUUCCAGCUGGCCCUCAGCGAUUGGAUCGACUCGUGGGUCUUCAGUGGAUCCUACAAAGACGUAGUCGUUGCCACUCUCGUUGUUUUCGUCCUGGUCCGCAUUCACCCCGAGCCUGCUGAUGAUUGUCCGUGUUUCGACGACAGUGUCGCCUUCUCUGGCGUCGUCGUGGGUAUCAACAUCGGCGCAUGGCAUUACGCGCAGUCUGGGUUUGCCAUCAACCAUGUGUACCCCUCGACGGUGCCCUUUGAGCUGGCCCAGAUAGGAUGGCCCAGGGCCAUCAUUCGUACCUUGCUUGGUGUUGUCAUCAUCUUUGUAUGGAGGGCGACAGCAAAGCCUGCACUGUUCAAGACAUUGCCACCGCUGUUCCGCUUGCUGGAACGAGGCCGCAUGAACCUUCCCCGCGCCUUCUUUCUGAACGCCUCAUCGUAUACAUCGAUUCCUAACAUGCGUGAUGACGACAACGUCAUCCCACCAGCUUCUCAGCUUCCACAGAUGCUCAAGAAUUUGGCCCACCCUCGUAAACGAUCAGUCUCGGUCGGUCCCCAAUCUGCCUCGGAUGCCUACGAAACACUCGCGUAUCGCAAUCGAUGGCGACGAGGAAGCGUCAACUCGUCCGAUGGCACGGUGUUUGAAGAUUUGGAAUGGUCAUCGACUUCUCCGUCUCAAACAGUGACGCCUGCGGUCGAGAAAGGCCAACCACUUUUGGGAGCGGGCCUUUUACCAACGCCAAUGGCUUCUCGCGUCCAUUCCUAUGAGCAGAUGAUGGAAAUCGGCAACGUUCGAGGCCUAGAUGGCAGCGUAGAAACCCCACCAGAAAGUGACACGGAUCUUACAAGUGAUAUCUCGCUGAAGAAUGAGGAAGAAAUCGAAAAACGAGAAAUCUUUAUGAAGCUCACAAAACCGCGAGUGCGCUACGAUGUCGAAGUGGUCACGAAGCUGAUUGUAUACGCUGGCAUUGGUUGGCUGGCCGUGGGCAUUGACCCUAUCAUCUUCGAGAUGGUCGGUCUCGGCAUGGGCAUUCGACCAUAA